This is a messenger RNA of Lodderomyces orthopsilosis Co 90-125, 477 nucleotides long. It is a transcript of the gene FYV5, whose product is annotated as Fyv5p. The transcript has a single exon. The coding region runs from base 1 to 477 and encodes 158 amino acids. NCBI's taxonomy places the organism in Eukaryota, Fungi, Ascomycota, Pichiomycetes, Serinales, Debaryomycetaceae. Gene Ontology annotation, cellular component: nucleus. The record is from RefSeq and is a predicted model, not a curated record.
AUGGCACCACCACAACAUAACAAGGGCAGGAAAAGAUUCGUUGAUCGUCGGGAGACAAAAUCUGCUGACAUUAAAAGAGCACUUACACAUCGUGCUCGUUUGAGAAAGAAUUAUUUCAAAUUAUUAAAACAUGAAGGACUAGAAGAACCCAGUAAGGAUAAAUCGGAUACAGAUGGAGAGAGUGAUAAUGAUGAGGAAGAAGAGGGGGAUGUGUCACAUGAAAAACAUGAGUCAAGACCAAAGCAAUCAAAGCCUACAAGCUUUGCCGAGAGAGCCGCUAUUGCUAAGCAAAGAAAAGCUGAAAAGCGAAAUGAACGAUUACAAAAAAUACAGGAGAAGCUAACCGAUGUAGCAAGACAGGAGAAAAUAAGGGAAUUAAAGAAGAAAGAAUUGAGUCAAAAAACCAAGCGUGGGCAACCAGUAAUGGGACCAAGGAUAAACAAUCUACUAGAAAAAAUCAAAAAGAAUAAUGAAUAG